AUGGUUUUUAUUAUAUCUUUGUUGUCGGCAAUUUCUGCAGUAACUUCAUUUCCACACAUCUACAAUCCAUACUACAACUACAGAUACAAUGAUCCGUACUACAACUCCUUAGGGAAUUACGCAAAUAAUGUUCCAAACUAUUCACCUUACGUACCUUUUUACAACCCCUUGUUCGGCCAAAGAUACCAGCACCCAUCAUAUCCUCAACAAUCGUUAUACCAACCACCAACAGCAUUUUCUCAUCAUGCAUCACCGCCCCAGCAACCAUUCCCUGAUGUAUUACCAACUGUUAACAUACUAGCCGAAGUUCCCUACUCGAUUUCCAAUAAGUUUACAGUGGUACCAAUGUUGGUGGUAUCUCAGAACAACAUGAAAAUGGUGGAGAAUGGCGAAAUAAUGAGCGUUUCGAAAACGAAACCGAUAAUGACAAUCAAAGGAGAGAAAAACGAAUUGAAACAAGCCACCCCAGCUGUAAGAAUUGUUCUAGAUGUACCAAUAUUGGUAUACAGCCUUAAAACAAGCAUCCUAUUCCCUGCAGAGAUAAAUAUCGUCCACGACACUUACAGCAUUCCCAUCAGGAUUGGUGCAGUUGUGGCCCCUGUUAAUCAAGACACCUUUGUGUCAUUCGAAACUCCCAUUAAAGUUACUGAGGUUUAUGGCAUCCCCACCAAACCAGUGACGAUUGAUUACGUUAAUAACGAUGACGCUGUUUUUGUUCCGGAGAUCGAUGCUGUGGUAGUGGAAAGUCCGGAAGGUGGUUUCGAUAAUCAACCACCGAAAAAUGUCACUGUUCUUGAGUUUCCGGACAAGGAGGCCGAACCAUCGCUUUCAGUAGAUGAGGAGGAUGAUGAAUUAGGUUGUCAAAUCCUAUUCUAUGACCAUAAUCGAUUUCUUUGUCCAACCAAAUCUAGCAUGGACCAAGUGCUCUUUGAACCUUACUUGGAUACUGAAGCAAGCAGCUACGGUCCACGAUUUAGUAACCUGUGUCCGUUUUCGGUUCAGUCAACCAUAGCUUAUAAAUAA
Messenger RNA from Brassicogethes aeneus, 1023 nucleotides. NCBI's taxonomy places the organism in Eukaryota, Metazoa, Arthropoda, Insecta, Coleoptera, Nitidulidae. The record is from the annotation of a GenBank genome assembly.